Molecule: messenger RNA, 1782 nt
Organism: Talaromyces stipitatus ATCC 10500
Lineage: Eukaryota; Fungi; Ascomycota; Eurotiomycetes; Eurotiales; Trichocomaceae
Exons: 4
Coding region: 1-1782 (593 amino acids)
Biological process (GO): negative regulation of transcription by RNA polymerase II; rRNA processing
Cellular component (GO): nucleolus
Molecular function (GO): DNA binding
Source: RefSeq, a predicted model, not a curated record
AUGGUUUCUUUUCAAUGCGAGGCUUGCGGCGAUGUGCUCACCAAGAAAAAACUCGAUCCUCAUCGUGGUCGAUGUCACGGCGCCUCCUUCACUUGCAUAGAUUGUAUGGUCCACUUUCAGGGCAAUGAGUACAGAUCUCACACGUCAUGCAUGACCGAAGCGCAAAAAUACCAAGGCGCCCUAUAUAAAGAGAAGCCGCAAAAAGGGAACAACACGAACAAGCAGAACAAGAAACAAACGGACAACUCCAAGACGCCCAGUGACACUAACGCCAAUUUUGCCAACACCAAGAAACCUCGCCAUCCUUACGUCGAAGACGUGACAGAUGCAGAUGAUCUUCCAGCCGAAAAAGUCCCUCCUCCCGCCCCCAGUCCUCCGAGCACAUCAAAGGCCACCGCUGCGGCCUCAAAAGCAAAAGUGGCUGCUCCUGCCGAAGAAGACAUCAACGUCUUUGACUUUCUCGUCACUGAUCAGACGCCCUCUGCCUCAAAACUCUCACUGGCCGGUGGUAAAGGGCCGAUGACCAUGGUAGCCAAUGCGCGCUCGGUGUUCGAACCGAGCAAGGCGCUGGCUCGAUACGAUACCGAUGUCGAUGAUGACGAUCGUGAAUAUGACAUCGCAUAUGAAGAAAACGGGUUCUCGUACGGAGCCGAUCCGAUCAAGCCAUCGUUGUACGAAAAUCAAGUGUCCAAUGUUUCGAUGGACUUCAUGACUCCGGCUCCGAAGAAGAAAGAGAAGAAACACAAAAAGAAGGAUAUCGAACGCAGCUCUCCCGACCUAGAGCCAAGGAAAACCAGCGACAAGAAGAGAAAGCGCGGACACGUCGAGGAACUGGAUGUUGAGGCAGCCAAUUCGCGGUAUGAAGAGGAUACUCCGAUGACGGAUGCGCCGUCCAGUAUCGCCAACAAUGUCGGGACUCCAUACCUUCAACAUUCCGGAUUGACAGGGGGCUUAGAUCGUAUGCUGCGUGAUGAAAGGUCACUUUCUCCAGAUUAUGAAGAUUAUACAAGUGAUGAGCACGACCUUCGCCGGUAUCAGGAUCCGCAAUCUCCUCUCAAGCGCACUCGCCCGAAUGAAAAAUUCGCAGGUAAUAACCAUAGCAAUGGGAGCACAGAUGGUGGUCUGGGAAUCUCUUUCAAGGGUCGUGCUGGUCGCAUUAUAUCUAUGUUCGGCGGAUCCCAGGUUUCCACCAGCAGCCGGGGAAGCGCUGAGCCUCCAUCCAAAGCCUUGGUUCGCACGAGGAGUAGUCCUCCUAACGGCGACCACUCAGGUGCAUUAGUUCAAGUGCGCCGCUCCAAGAAAACUCCUAAUGUACGACACGUACGCACUACCGAGGCAACCGGGGAGAGCAACGGUAACGAUUAUCACGAUUCGGCGCGACCAUCUCGUCGACUAAAAGCAAUUGAGCAGCGUGGGGGAUCUGACAGUGGCGGCGACGAUAAUCGUAAAAUCGUUCUUUACCAGCACCAGGACGAUGAAGCGCUAACCGAGGAGGAGCGGGAACGCGACAAGGCUCUGUACUUUUUAUCACUGGUCACAAAGGGCCCUGAAAGUGGACGCGGAUGCUCGAUUAACAAAGCUCUCAAGAGGUUUCAUCGUGAUUAUCCGGCGCGCCUGGAAUCAUCGGAAGACCACCAUGAUGAUAAACAUAGCACCGAGCGUCGCGGUCGGGGACGGAGCAGUCGAGAAGAUCGGGAUCGUCGCCUGGAAGAAGAGAAGGACUUGUGGCGCACAUUGCGGUUGAAGAGGAAUGAUCGGGGUGAAAUCGUCGUUUUUAUUUAA